Molecule: messenger RNA, 5593 nt
Organism: Nothoprocta perdicaria
Lineage: Eukaryota; Metazoa; Chordata; Aves; Tinamiformes; Tinamidae
Gene: SBF1
Product: SET binding factor 1
Exons: 39
Source: RefSeq, a predicted model, not a curated record
UUCUGCCAGCCCAGCGGCUGGCAGCUCUUCCCGGAGAGGAACCCGCCCACCUUCUUCGUGGCCGUGCUCACCGACAUCAACUCGGAGCGCCACUACUGCGCCUGCUUCACCUUCUGGGAGGCCGUGGAGAGCGCCCAGCCCCAGAGCCACUCGAGGAACGGCGAUGGCGAGGAGGAGGAAGAGGAGUCAGCGUCUCCCAUCCAACCCGCACAGCUCUUUGCUCCCAAGAGCCUGGUGCUGGUGUCGCGGCUGGACCACGCCGAGGUGUUCCGGAACAGCCUGGGGCUCAUCUACACCAUCUACGUGGACGGGCUGAGCGUGUCCCUGGAGAACGUCAUCGGGAACCUCCUGACGUGCACCAUCCCCAUCACGGGCGGCGCGCAGCCUGACGCGGACGACGACGCAGUGAGGACCAUCUCGCUGGGAGCGGGGGACCGGCAGGUCAUCCAGACGCCCAUCAAUGACUCGCUGCCCGUCAGCAGCUGCAGCGUCGCCCUGCUCUUCCGGCAGCUCGGCAUCACCAAUGUGCUGUACCUCUUCUGCGCGGCGCUCACCGAGCACAAGAUCCUCUUUCUGUCGAGCAGCUACCAGCGGCUCACGGACGCCUGCCGGGCCCUGCUUGCGCUCAUGUUCCCCCUCAAGUACAGCUUCACGUACGUGCCCAUCUUGCCUGCACAGCUCCUGGAGGUCCUGAGCACUCCAACACCCUUCAUCAUCGGAGUCCACUCCGUCUUCCAGUCGGAGACGCAGGAGCUGCUGGACGUGGUCAUCGCAGACCUGGAUGGCGGGACGGUGAAUGUCCCCGAGUGCGUCCACAUCUCCCUGCUGCCCGAGCCCCUGCUGCAGCAGACCCGGGAAGCCCUCUCCAUGGUGUUGGACCCGGAGCUGGAGGUGGCGGAUCUCGCCUUCCCCCCGGCCACCGUUUCUGCCUCCUCUCUCAAGAUGCAGGAUAAGGAGAUCCGGGCCGUCUUCCUGCGCUUGUUUGCACAGCUUCUCCAAGGCUAUCGGUGGUGCCUGCACAUCAUCCGCAUCCAUCCCGAGCCAGUGAUCCGCUUCCAUAAGGCUGCCUUCCUCGGGCAGAGGGGGCUCACGGAGGACGACUUCCUCACCAAGGUGCUGGAAGGCAUGGCGUUCGCUGGCUUCGUGACCGAGCGGGGAGCCCCGUAUCGCUCCAUCGACCUCUUCGACGAGCUCGUUGCUUACGAAGUGAAGCGGAUGCGUGCAGAAGAGGGCAACAAGCAGAAAAUCCUGCGGCACAUCAAGGAGCUGGCAGAGAAGCUUUACAAAAAUGAGAACCCGUACCCCGCCGUGACCAUGCACAAGGUGCAGAAGCCCACGGAAGGCUGUCACCUGCGUCUCCACCAGAAACCUUUUCCCCGUUUGGACGAGGGGACAGUCCAGUGGAUCAUAGACCAAGCCACUGCCAAGCUGCAGACAGCCCCUCCUGCGGUGAAGGCAGAGAAGAAGUGCAUGGUGCCAUCGGGCCCCCCCAUAGCUGCCAUCCUGGAGCGAAAUGGCAAUGCCCUGGCCAACAGCGCCCGCCGCCUGGAGGUUGUCAGGAACUGCAUCUCCUAUGUCUUUGAGAACAAGAUGUUGGAAGCCAAAAAGCUCUUCCCUGCUGUGCUGCGAGCCAUGAAGGGCCGAGCAGCCAGGCACUGCCUGACGCAGGAGCUGAACCUGCACGUGCAGCAGAACCGCGCCGUGCUCGACCACCAGCAGUUCGAUUUCGUGAUCCGCAUGAUGAACUGCUGCUUGCAGGACUGCACUGCCAUGGACGAACACGGGAUUGCAGCCGCUCUCCUGCCACUGGUCACCGCCUUCUGCCGAAAACUGAGCCCUGGCAUCACGCAGUUUGCCUACAGCUGUGUGCAGGAGCACGUGGUAUGGACCAACAUCCAGUUCUGGGAGGCCAUGUUCUACUGCGAUGUGCAGAACCACAUCCGAGCCCUGUACCUGGACAGCAGUGAGGAGAACCACGCAGAUGAGGAGAGCAAGGAGGGACCGCAGGAAGAGAAGUCAGCCCUGGAGAUAGCAUCAGAACAGCUGAGGCUGUGGCCCACCAUGAGCCGAGAGAAACAGCAGGAGCUGAUCCAGAAGGAGGAGAGCACGGUGUUCAGCCAGGCCAUCCACUACGCCAACCGCAUGAGCUACCUGCUCCUGCCUCUUGACACGAGCAAGAACCGCCUGCUCCGCAGCUCUGGGCUGGGCGAUGUGGAGAGCGUCAGCAACAGCUUUGUCACCAACAGCAUUGCUGGCAGCGUGGCCGAGAGCUACGACACAGAAAGCGGGUUUGAGGACGCCGAGAGCUCGGACGUGGCCAACUACGUGGUGCGAUUCAUCAACCGCUUCGUGGACAAAGUGUGCACCGAGAGCGGAGUCACCAACGAGCACCUCAAGGGACUGCACGUCAUGAUCCCUGACAUCGUGCAGAUGCACAUAGAGACGCUGGACGCUGUGCACCGUGAGAGCAAGAGGCUUCCUCCCAUCCAGAAGCCAAAGCUGCUGCGCCCCAACCUGCUCGUGGGCGAAGAGUGUGUCAUGGAGGGCCUCCGUGUGUACCUCAUGCCCGACGGCCGGGAGGAGGCUGCUGGGGGCAGUAUUGGCGGGCCGCCUCUUCUGCCUGCGGAAGGAGCCAUCUUCCUCACCACUUACCGCAUCAUCUUCAAAGGCACCCCCACGGACCCCCUGGUGGGGGAGCAGGUGGUGAUCCGGUCCUUCCCCAUCGCCUCGCUGACCAAAGAGAAGAAGAUCAAUAUCCAGGCCCAGGUGGAUCAGUUCAUCCAGGAGGGUUUGCAGCUGCGCUCGUGCACAUUCCAGUUGCUGAAGAUUGCCUUCGACGAAGAGGUGGCUUCGGAGAGUGCUGAGGUCUUCAGGAAGCACCUGCACAAGCUGCGCUACCCCCAGCACGUGCGGGGCACCUUUGCCUUCACGGUGGGCCAGUCGCCCAAGCAAGCCAUGCAGCCCAAGGCCAAGGAGAAGAAUCCCUCACUCAGGACUCUCUCCAAAAACCUGGUGAAAAACGCCAAGAAAACCAUCGGGCGCCAGUACGUGACGCGCAAGAAAUACACCCCCCCCGCCUGGGAGCAGCGCAGCAGCCAGCAGUUCUCCGAGGACAACGAGGACGAGAUCUCAGUGUCUGAAGAAAUGGACAGAAGCACUUUGACGCCCAGCACCACCAUGAAGCCGUCGGACAAGAUGACCAUGAAUCACCUGGUGGAGCGCGCCUGCUGCCGGGACUACCAGCGCAUGGGACUGGGCACGCUCAGCAGCAGCCUCACGCGCUCCAAGACGGAGCCCUUCCGCAUCUCCACCGUGAACCGCAUGUAUGCCAUUUGCCGCAGCUAUCCCGGGCUGCUCAUCGUGCCGCAGAGCAUCCAGGACAACACGAUCCAGCGCAUCUCCCGCUGCUACCGGCAGAACCGCUUCCCCGUGGUGUGCUGGCGCAACGCGCGCACCAAGGCCGUGCUGCUGCGCUCAGGGGGGCUGCACGGCAAGGGCGUCGUGGGCCUCUUCAAGUCCCAGAACGCGCCCAGCGCAGGGCCCUCGCAGACCGACUCCACCAGCCUGGAGCAGGAGAAGUACCUGCAGGCCGUCAUCAACUCCAUGCCGCACUACGCCGAUGCCGGCGGGCGCAACACGCUCAGCGGCUUCACCUCCGCGCACAUGAGCAGCUCAGGCAAGUGGGGCAGCAUCCGCGGCAGCGGGCGCCUCAGCAGCUACGCCCUCAACGUGGAGAUCGGCUCGCGCCUGGCCGGCAAGGACCUGCUCGGGGCGCCGCACAACGGCGCGCCCGCCGAGGCCAGCUUCCUGCGCCAGCACCGCGCCUCGCUCUACAUCAUCGGCGACAAGUCGCAGCUCAAGGGCGUGAAGCCGGACCCGCUGCAGCACUGGGAGCUGGUGCCCAUCGAGGUGUUCGACGUGCGGCAGGUGAAGGCCAGCUUCAAGAAGCUCAUGAAGGCCUGCGUGCCCGGCUGCCCCGCCACCGAGCCCAGCGUGGCCUAUCUGCGGUCGCUGGAGGAGUCCGAGUGGUUGUCCCAGAUCCAUAAAAUCCUGCAGAUCGCGGUGCUGGUGGUGGAGCUGCUGGACACGGGCUCCUCGGUGCUCGUGAGCCUGGAGGACGGCUGGGACAUCACCACGCAGGUGGUCUCCCUGGUGCAGCUCCUCUCGGAUCCCUACUACCGGACCAUGGAGGGCUUCCGCCUGCUGGUGGAGAAGGAGUGGCUCUCCUUCGGGCACCGCUUCAGCCACCGCGGGGCGCAGACGCUGGCGAGCCAGAGCAGCGGCUUCGCGCCCAUCUUCCUGCAGUUCCUCGACUGCGUGCACCAGAUCCACUUGCAGUUCCCCAUGGAGUUUGAGUUCAGCCAGUACUACCUGAAGUUCCUCAGCUACCACUACAUCUCAAACCGGUUCCGAACGUUCCUGCUGGACUCGGACUACGAGCGCAUUGAGCUGGGCCUCCUGUACGAGGAGAAGGGCGAGCGCAAGACCCCGCAGGUCUACAAGUCCGUCUGGGAUUACAUCGACCGGCUGAACAAGAAAGCCCCGGUCUUCUUCAACUACAUGUACGCCCCCGAGGACGGGGAGGUGCUGAGGCCCUACAGCAACAUCUCCAACCUGAAGGUGUGGGACUACUACACGGAGGAGACGCUCUCCGAGGGGCCCUCCUACGACUGGGAGCUGGUGCAGGGGCAGCCCGAGCAGCUGGAGGAGGCCGACCGGCAGGACACGAGCGCCCCGCAGAGCAAGCGCCGCAUCAUCUGGCCCUGCUACGACAACCGCGGCCGCGUGGAGCCCGACGCCAUCUCCAAGCUGCUGGAGGAGCUGCACAACCUGGAGAUGGAGCUGGGGCAGGUGCCGGAGCGCUGGAAGGACACGUGGGACAAGGUCAAAGCCUCGCAGCGCGUGGAGGCCCGGCCGGAGGGCAGCCGGACGCCGAGCUCCCUGCUGAUGUCGUCCGGCCUCUGCCACCACCGGCGCUCGCUCGGCGUGUACCUGCAGGAGAGCGGCGUGGGCUCCACGCUCAACCUCAGCCUGGACAGCGACACGAGCAGCACGUCCACGCCGUCCAGCGGCAAGCAGGGCGGCCGCCGCAGCACCAGCACCCUCUACAGCCAGUUCCAGAUGUCGGAGAGCGAGAACAGGUCCUACGAGGGGUCGCUCUACAAGAAAGGAGCCUUCAUGAAGCCCUGGAAGCCCCGCUGGUUCGUGCUGGAUAAAACCAAACACCAGCUGCGGUACUACGACAGCCGCAUGGACACGGAGUGCAAGGGCGUCAUCGACCUGGCCGAGGUGGAGUCCAUCACGCCGGGGACGCCCACCAUGGGCGCCCCCAAGACCGUGGACGAGAAAGCCUUCUUCGACCUGAAGACGACGAAACGAGUUUACAACUUCUGCGCCCAGGACGUGCAGCUGGCCCAGCAGUGGAUCGACCGCAUCCAGAGCUGCCUGUCGGACGCGUGAGCCGGGCUCAGGGGAGCCUCCCUUGCAGGCAGAGCCUCCCGGGCCCCAGCACGGGAGGCGGAGGCCGCGUCCAGGCCUGGCCGGGCACUGGGCUGUGAUGGACUGGCGAGGAGGAGGAGGUGCCUUCCUCCCG